Sycon ciliatum is the source of this 3403-nucleotide messenger RNA. Its product is annotated as zinc finger protein 184-like. The record is from RefSeq and is a predicted model, not a curated record. NCBI's taxonomy places the organism in Eukaryota, Metazoa, Porifera, Calcarea, Leucosolenida, Sycettidae. Gene Ontology annotation, molecular function: RNA polymerase II cis-regulatory region sequence-specific DNA binding; DNA-binding transcription factor activity, RNA polymerase II-specific. Gene Ontology annotation, biological process: regulation of transcription by RNA polymerase II.
AUGGAAAUUGAACAAAGAUCGCGAGACAGCGAUAACCAAACUGUCAACUAUCCAAUCUCAAUUUCAGAUCACUACACAGGACACAGGCACGUAGAGUAUGACUCGGAAGAAGACAAUUACUCAAGCACGUCUUCCGAAGUAGAUCUUCAAAAUAUCGGACAUGUUCCAGUAUCUCACCGACCGCCUAGCGUAUCUGAAGAUGGCAAACAUCAUUAUCAUCACAAGUUCAAGAAACAGCAUACAUCGGCGACGUAUUCCGCUGAAGGCACUCAACUUUUAGCUGACUUUCCUCAAGAUCAUACGUCGCUCAGCCAGGAAACCAGGGUGUCACUUGAUCGUCAGCAUGAUAUGCGUGACCGUGCAAGUCCACAAUCUGGAGAACAGCAGCAUAAAUUGGACAUUGAUCAAAGAUCGCAAGACAGCGGUAACCAAACUGUGAAUUGUCCAGUUUCAGUUUCAGGUCACUACGCAGGACUCGGGCACGUAACGAAUAUCUCGGAAAAAGGCAACUACCCAAUCACGUCUGUCGAAGUGGACCAUCACAGUAUCGGCCAUGUUCCAGUAUCUCCUCUAGCGCCGAGGAAGUCAUUCUCUGCUCAAUCCCGUCUAACAUCUCAUGAACUUACAUGUCCAGACGAGAAAGGUCUCAAGUGUAAGGUGUGUGAUAACACCUUCAGUGAGCGAUAUAGUCUGGUCUGUCAUGGUCGAGUUCACUCAGGAGAGAAACCCUUUCCGUGCACGUACUGCGCUAAAUCAUUCAGUGAGAAAUCCACCUGUACUGUUCAUGAACGCAUCCAUACAGGGAAGAGGCCGUUUAAAUGUGAUCAGUGUGACCAAGGUUCCAAAAGUUCUGGCCUUAGAGUUCAUAUUCGUACACAUACUGGAGAGAAACCUUUCAAGUGUAAACGAUGUGACAAGUCAUACAGGCAAUCCUCGCAUCUCAUUAACCAUCAACGCAUCCACACUGGAGAGAAACCAUUUUCUUGUGGGGAAUGUGGAAAGUCUUUCACAAAGAAAUUCAACCUAACACGUCAUGAACGAGGUGUUGAGCUACUAAAGGGUCCAUACUCCCAAGACACUACGGACAAGGAGUACGGGCAGUCGUGUGAGCCCUCGGUGGGCGAUUGGCUGGCCUCGGUGGCCGUUUGUGUGCCCUCGGCGGGCAAGAUGAUAUCGGCCCACGGUGGGCAGUUUGCUUGCCUCGGUGGCAAUUUGCGCACCCUCAAUGGGUUGUCUGCUGGUUUAGCCCUCGACGGGUGGUUUGCUGGCCGCGGCGGCCAUUUGAGCGCCCUCGGUGGGCAGUAUACUAGUUUACCCCUCGGCGGGCGGUUUGCUGGCCUCGGCGGCCAUGUGUGCGCCCUCGGUGGGCAGUAUGCUAGUUUAGCCCUCGGCGGGCGGUUUGCUGGCCUCGGCGGCCAUUUGCGCGCCCUCGGUGGGCAUGAGCGGUACGUUGUGCGGGUGUCUGCGUGUCAGAGCAUGGGUACACCAGUGGCGUGUGCGUGCAUGUGUGCGCUUGUGUCUGGCUGCAUGAGUGCACGAGUGCCCAAGCUGGGCGUGCGGACCAUGGCUGAUUGUAACUGGACAUCCGAGGGGAGUUACGCCUCUGGGAAACUCUCACCAUUGCCACCUUUAGUGAUAUGGACCAGCAGAAGGUCAGUUGUGUGUCCUCCACCGCAGACGACACCAUCCUAUGGUACACCUUAUCCAGCUCCUCACCGCGCACACUCCUUUAGUGGGAAUCAAGUAGCGACCUCGGAAGCCUCUUCUGCCUAUUGUACACUUCAGCAUACCUCCUUCAGUCCUUGGAACGUACCAUCAGUUGCCUCCAAUUUACCGCUAGUUCAUCCACCGCCGGACCUAACAGACCACGCAAGGGACCAUCGACUAGAGUGCCGAAGGAAGCAAGAUACAAAUCCUGCUGAGCUUUCAGCAACAGCUGUCGAAAAUCCAUGUGCGUUUCCCAUGACAUCGGCAAUGGAAAUUGAACAAAGAUCGCGAGAAAGCGAUAAUCAAACUGUGAACUAUCCAAUCUCAGUUUCAGAUCACUACACAGUACACGGGCACGUAGAGUAUGACUCGGAAGUACACAAUUACUCAAGCACGUCUUCCGAAGUAGAUCUUCAAAAUAUCGGACAUGUUCCAGUAUCUCACCGACCGUCUAGCUUAUCUGAGGAUGGCAAACAUUAUGAUCAUCAAAAGCUCAAGAAACAGCAUACAUCGGUGACGUAUUCCGCUGAAGACACUCAACUUCUAGCUGACUUUGCUCAAGAUCAUACGUCGCUCAGCCAGGAAACCGGGGUCACACUUGAUCGCCAGCAUGAUAUGCGUGAUCGUGCACAUUCACAGACUGGAGAACAGCCGCAUAAAUGUAGGUAUUGCAAAAAAUCAUUUUCUACUCAAUCGAGUCUAACAUCUCAUGAAUGUGUACAGCCAGAAAAGAAAACUUUCAAAUGUAAAUUGUGUGAUAAAACCUUCAGUACGCGAUACAAUCUUGUUAGUCAUGGACGAGUUCACUCAGGAGAGAAACCCUUUAGGUGUCAUUACUGCGCUAAAUCAUUCAGUGAGAAAUCAAGCUGUACUGUUCAUGAACGCAUCCACACCGGGAAGAAGCCGUUUAAGUGUGAUCAUUGUGACCAAAGUUUUUCCUACAGUUCCAGUCUUAGACGUCAUAAACGCACACAUACUGGAGAGAAGCCAUUCAAGUGUAACGAAUGUAAAAAGGCAUUUAUACAAUCGUCACAUCUCGCAGAUCAUCAACGCAUCCAUACCGGAGAGAAACCAUUCAAUUGUAAAGUAUGUGGAAAGACUUUCUCCCGGAAAUCCAGUUUAUCAAGACAUGAAAGUAUCCAUCCCAGAGAUUAACUGAUCAAGGAUUGUCAAAAGUCUCUUAAUUAAAAAAUACUUAGAAGACCAUGCAAACACUAACACAACAGUUUUCUUUUCAAGAUAAUGGAAGAUAUUAAUUAUAAAUGCAGGUCCGUUUUGAAAUGCAAGUAGCUCAAUCUGAACUGCAAAAUUCACUUCUUAUACGCUGACUUCUACAUUAAUUUUGUGGCAACACAAACAUUAUCAUUAUCACUGUUUCACAGGGUUCAAUUUUAAACCAUGUUACUCAAUUCACUUCUUACACAUAUUUCCACAUGCAAUGUUCUUAAAAAAAACUCAGUUUCGCUGAACACGCUGCUCGUUUUUGAUAAAAUCAGUACUUUUUGCAUCUCUAUUCUUUUGCACACAUGCAUGGUAUGGAUCCUUUCCCUAGAAGAGACGCUGUGCUGUUUUGAAGCUCGCACAUGUUGCUAAAUAUGUGUUGUACUUUUUAUCCUGUAUGUACCUUCAGUCCACUUGGCAUCGUGUUAUAGUCCUUUUCUAGUCCCUAGCAAAACUCUUAAAAUGUUGAACUCCA